This is a messenger RNA of Nasonia vitripennis (jewel wasp), 1373 nucleotides long. RefSeq names its product zinc finger BED domain-containing protein 1-like. Lineage: Eukaryota; Metazoa; Arthropoda; Insecta; Hymenoptera; Pteromalidae. Bases 240 to 1133 code for a protein of 297 amino acids. The record is from RefSeq and is a predicted model, not a curated record. The transcript has 2 exons.
GCUUUUUUCUAUUUUUUCUUUUCUAUGUAUAUAUAUACAUAUAAUAUAAAAAAAAUUAUUUCAGUGCCACCGACAAGCAGUGGAAGUAUUUUGUGAAGGGUGAUAAUACGUCAAAGUGCAAACUUUGCAAUAAGGAGGUCAAAUGCAAAGGCAAUACUACAAAUCUAAAAUUUCACAUUCAACGUAAUCAUCCAGAGUUGAAUCAAGAGAAAGAAACUAGAUCUACUGAAAAUAAAAGCAUGAAGAGGAAAAUGGAUGAAACAUUGAGCGAGUCUGAGUCUGAUCGAUGCACCCCUUCUCCAGCUUCAUCGACUGAUUCAAUUUCAACCACUUGUGUUCCUGAACAUUCAGAAAUACUAAGAAUGUCAUUAAGCAGCAAGCAAAUAAAGUUAGAUUCGACUUUUGCUACACAAAAGUCAUUCUCAGAAGGAGGAGAAAGAUCAAAUUAUAUCACGAAUGGUAUUCUAUUUUUUAUUGCAAAAAACAACAUACCAUUUGAUGUCGUGGAUACAGAAGGUUUUAGAGUGUUAAUGUACAAGACAGCUCCACUAUAUCAAGUACCCAGUAGAAGAAUAAUCACAAGACUUACAACAGAGAAAUACGAAGUAUUAUCUUCGAUUAUCAAAGAAGAACUUGCUACUACGCAAAAUAUUUGUUUAACCACGGACGUAUGGACAGAAUCCGGAAAUACGAAAAGUUUUCUAGGGCUUACAGCACACUACUUAGUAAAUAAUACACAAAGGAGCGUUGUAAUAGGUGUAGAAGAAUUAAGUGAGCGCCAUACAUCAGAGUAUUUAGCUGAAAAAUUGUUGCAAUUUACAUCAGAAUGGAAUAUCAAGAAAGAAAAUAUAAUAGCAAUAAUAUCUGACAGUGCUGUUAACAUUAAAAAAGCGAUUAUAGAUGCUUUCGGUGAGGGAAAGCAUCUGCCUUGCUUCGCACACCUUUUAAAUUUGGUACCAUCCAAAAUUAUUAAAAACGAUGAAGUUAUAAGUCCUGUAAUCAGAAAAAUUAAGAGUAUCGUAACUUUUUUUAAAAAAUCUUUGAUAGCGGCCGAUAAGCUGAGAAAAAAUGUAGGAAAAAACUUAUUCAAAGCAUCGAAACUCGGUGGAACUCAACGUAUGAGAUGCUCUUAAGAUUUGUCGAGUUAGCUGAUAAUAUUACUGUAAUCUUACUUCAAAUUGAUAAUGGUCCAGAUAUGCUAACUGCAUCUGAACUGAAAACUGUUAAAGAGUUUUGUACAUUAUUGGAGCCAUUUUAUCAUGCAAUCCAAAUCAUUUCCAAAGAAAAAUAUUUCACAGGAAGCAAAACGAUCCCAGUUAUCAGAACUAUAAAGAGUAAAUUAACCAGUAUAAUGACCAGUACAGAAUCGGGAU